Messenger RNA from Marmota flaviventris (yellow-bellied marmot), 6128 nucleotides. NCBI's taxonomy places the organism in Eukaryota, Metazoa, Chordata, Mammalia, Rodentia, Sciuridae. The record is from RefSeq and is a predicted model, not a curated record.
GCAUGUCUCUGGGGCGGGUGAUAAGGCCCCUCUGAGCGCGCGGCCCGCAGGGUGCAGCCACCCUGCCCCCGCAGAGGCUGCGGUCUUCCCGCGGCUGGCCGCAGCUGUUCCUCCACGCGACCGACUGACCGUCGGCGGGAUCCUGUUUGGGGAUCAGCAUGAUGGGCUUCUGCAAAGCUGAUGCUGCUACCAGCUUUCUGAGGGCAGCACGAUCAGGUAACUUGGACAAAGCUUUGGAUCAUCUGCGGAAUGGGGUGGAUAUUAACACCUGUAACCAGAAUGGGUUGAAUGGCUUGCAUCUGGCCUCUAAAGAAGGUCAUGUGAAAAUGGUGGUUGAACUUCUGCACAAAGAAAUCAUUCUAGAAACGACAACCAAGAAAGGAAACACAGCUCUGCACAUCGCUGCCCUCGCAGGUCAGGAUGAGGUGGUCCGGGAGCUGGUCAACUAUGGCGCCAAUGUCAAUGCUCAGUCACAGAAAGGCUUUACUCCCCUGUACAUGGCAGCACAAGAAAAUCAUUUGGAAGUGGUAAAGUUUUUACUGGAAAAUGGAGCUAAUCAGAAUGUAGCCACAGAAGAUGGCUUCACUCCUCUAGCCGUGGCUCUGCAGCAGGGCCAUGAGAAUGUGGUGGCACACCUCAUCAACUAUGGGACGAAAGGGAAAGUGCGCCUCCCGGCCCUGCACAUCGCAGCCCGCAACGAUGACACACGGACAGCUGCGGUGCUUCUGCAGAAUGACCCCAACCCAGAUGUCCUUUCCAAGACGGGAUUUACCCCCCUCCACAUCGCAGCUCACUACGAGAACCUCAAUGUGGCCCAGUUACUCCUCAACAGGGGAGCCAGUGUCAACUUCACGCCACAGAACGGUAUCACACCACUGCACAUCGCCUCCCGCAGGGGCAACGUGAUCAUGGUGCGACUCCUGCUAGACCGGGGAGCCCAGAUAGAAACAAGGACCAAGGACGAAUUGACACCUCUCCACUGUGCAGCUCGAAAUGGGCACGUGCGAAUCUCAGAGAUCCUGUUGGACCACGGGGCACCCAUCCAAGCCAAAACCAAGAAUGGCUUGUCCCCAAUUCACAUGGCGGCUCAGGGAGACCACCUCGACUGUGUCCGACUUCUAUUGCAAUACAAUGCAGAGAUAGACGACAUCACCCUGGACCACCUGACCCCACUCCAUGUCGCAGCCCACUGUGGCCAUCACAGGGUGGCCAAGGUCCUUUUGGAUAAAGGAGCCAAACCAAACUCCAGAGCCCUGAAUGGCUUUACCCCCUUACACAUCGCCUGCAAGAAGAACCACAUCCGUGUUAUGGAGCUGCUGCUGAAGACAGGAGCCUCCAUUGAUGCGGUCACCGAGUCUGGCCUGACACCUCUCCACGUGGCUUCCUUCAUGGGGCACCUUCCCAUAGUGAAGAACCUCCUGCAGCGAGGGGCAUCACCCAAUGUCUCCAACGUGAAAGUAGAAACUCCAUUGCACAUGGCAGCCAGAGCAGGGCACACAGAAGUGGCCAAAUACCUGCUCCAGAAUAAAGCCAAAGUCAAUGCUAAGGCCAAGGAUGACCAGACCCCACUUCACUGUGCAGCUCGCAUCGGCCACACAAACAUGGUGAAGCUCCUCUUAGAAAAUAAUGCCAACCCCAACCUGGCCACCACUGCCGGGCACACGCCCCUGCACACUGCGGCCCGAGAGGGCCAUGUGGAUACAGCCCUGGCCCUUCUGGAAAAGGAGGCAUCCCAGGCCUGCAUGACCAAGAAAGGAUUUACCCCUCUCCACGUGGCGGCUAAGUACGGGAAGGUGAGGGUGGCAGAGCUGCUGCUGGAAAGAGACGCACACCCCAACGCUGCCGGGAAGAAUGGCUUGACUCCCCUACAUGUGGCCGUUCAUCACAAUAACCUGGAGAUCGUCAAGCUACUGCUGCCCCGGGGUGGCUCCCCACACAGUCCCGCCUGGAAUGGCUACACCCCUUUGCACAUUGCUGCCAAGCAGAACCAGAUGGAGGUGGCCCGCAGUCUGCUGCAGUAUGGGGGGUCUGCGAAUGCAGAGUCGGUGCAAGGUGUGACUCCCCUUCACCUGGCUGCCCAAGAAGGUCACGCAGAGAUGGUUGCUCUGCUCUUCUCGAAACAAGCCAAUGGCAACCUGGGGAACAAGAGUGGACUCACUCCUCUCCAUCUGGUAGCACAAGAAGGCCACGUUCCAGUGGCAGAUGUGCUCAUCAAACACGGUGUCACAGUGGAUGCCACUACCCGGAUGGGUUACACUCCACUGCACGUGGCCAGUCAUUAUGGAAAUAUCAAGCUGGUGAAGUUUCUGCUACAACACCAGGCAGAUGUCAAUGCCAAGACCAAGCUAGGAUACAGCCCCUUGCACCAGGCGGCCCAACAAGGACAUACUGACAUUGUGACUUUGCUACUGAAAAAUGGCGCUUCCCCAAACGAGGUCAGCUCGAAUGGAACCACACCUCUGGCAAUAGCCAAGCGUUUGGGCUACAUUUCCGUAACAGAUGUGCUCAAAGUUGUCACCGACGAAACCAGUGUGGCGUUAGUCAGUGACAAGCACCGCAUGAGUUACCCUGAGACAGUGGAUGAGAUCCUGGAUGUCUCUGAAGAUGAAGGGGAAGAACUUGUUGGCUCCAAGGCUGAGAAGCCGGAUUCCAGGGACUUGGAUGAAGAGAAAGAGCUGUUGGAUUUUGUGCCAAAGUUCGACCAAGUGGUGGAAUCUCCAGCCAUCCCGAGGAUUCCUUGUGUCACACCUGAGACAGUGGUGAUCAGAUCUGAAGAGCCAGAACAGGCAUUUAAAGAAUAUGAUGAAGACUCACUCAUCCCCAGCAGCCCCGCCACAGAGACCUCAGACAACAUCAGCCCUGUGGCCAGCCCCGUCCACACAGGGUUUCUGGUGAGCUUCAUGGUCGAUGCCCGGGGAGGCUCCAUGAGAGGAAGUCGCCACAACGGCCUGAGGGUGGUGAUCCCUCCGCGGACCUGUGCCGCACCCACACGUAUUACCUGUCGCCUGGUCAAGCCCCAGAAGUUGAGCACGCCACCCCCGCUGGGUGAGGAGGAGGGCCUGGCCAGCAGGAUCAUCGCGCUGGGGCCCACAGGGGCCCAGUUCCUGAGCCCUGUGAUUGUGGAGAUCCCCCACUUUGCCUCCCAUGGUCGUGGGGACCGCGAGCUUGUGGUUCUGAGGAGUGAAAAUGGCGCUCUGUGGAAGGAACACAAGAGCCGCUUUGGAGAAAGCUACCUGCAACAGAUCCUCAAUGGGAUGGAUGAAGAGUUGGGGAGCCUAGAGGAGCUGGAGAAGAAGAGGGUCUGCCGCAUCAUCACCACGGACUUCCCCUUGUACUUUGUGAUCAUGACUCGGCUCUGCCAGGACUAUGACACCAUUGGCCCUGAAGGGGGCUCUCUGAAGAGCAAGCUGGUGCCCCUAGUGCAGGCAACGUUCCCAGCAAAUGCUGUCACCAAGAAAGUGAAGCUGGCUCUGCAGGCCCAGCCUGUCCCAGAUGAGCUAGUCACCAAGCUCCUGGGCAACCAGGCCACGUUCAGCCCCAUUGUCACGGUGGAGCCAAGACGCCGCAAGUUCCAUCGUCCCAUUGGGCUUCGGAUCCCACUCCCUCCUUCUUGGACUGACAACCCAAGGGACAGUGGGGAGGGAGACACCACCAGCCUGCGCCUGCUUUGCAGCGUCAUUGGCGGAACUGAACAAGCCCAGUGGGAAGACAUAACGGGAACAACCAAGCUCGUGUAUGCCAACGAGUGUGCCAACUUUACCACCAAUGUCUCUGCCAGGUUUUGGCUGUCGGACUGUCCUCGGACUGCUGAGGCCGUGAACUUUGCCACUCUGUUAUACAAAGAGCUUACCGCAGUGCCCUACAUGGCCAAGUUUGUUAUCUUUGCCAAAAUGAAUGACCCCCGGGAAGGGCGGCUGCGUUGCUACUGCAUGACAGACGACAAAGUGGACAAGACCUUGGAGCAGCAUGAGAACUUUGUGGAGGUGGCCCGGAGCAGGGACAUAGAGGUUUUGGAAGGAAUGCCCCUUUUCGCAGAACUUUCUGGGAACCUGGUACCUGUAAAGAAAGCUGCCCAACAGCGGAGCUUCCACUUCCAGUCAUUUCGGGAGAACCGUUUGGCCAUACCUGUAAAGGUGAGGGACAGCAGUCGAGAACCAGGAGGGUUCUUGUCAUUUCUGCGCAAGGCGAUGAAAUAUGAGGACACCCAGCACAUCCUCUGCCACUUGAACAUCACCAUGCCCCCCUGCACCAAGGGGAGCGGAGCAGAAGAUAGGCGAAGGACCUUGACACCCCUGUCCCUGAGAUACAGCAUUCUCAGUGAAUCAACACCAGGUUUUCUCAGUGGGACAGACCAAGCAGAUAUGAAGAUGGCUAUUAUAUCGGAACACCUCGGCCUCAGCUGGGCAGAGUUGGCCAGAGAGCUACAGUUCAGUGUGGAAGACAUCAACAGGAUCCGUGUAGAAAACCCUAACUCCUUGUUGGAGCAGAGCACAGCCUUGUUGAACCUCUGGAUCGUCCGUGAAGGCGAAAACGCAAAAAUGGAGAAUCUGUACACAGCUUUGCGGAACAUUGACCGCAGUGAGAUAGUGAACAUGUUGGAGGGCUCAGGCAGACAGAGCCGCAAUCUGAAGCCAGACCGCCGGCACGCGGACCGGGACUACUCGUUGUCACCCUCCCAGAUGAAUGGUUACUCCUCGCUGCAGGACGAGCUGCUGUCCCCUGCCUCCCUGCACUACGCGCUCCCCUCUCCGCUGCGUGCAGACCAGUACUGGAACGAGGUGGCCGUCAUAGACGCCAUCCCCUUGGCGGCCACGGAGCAUGACACCAUGUUGGAGAUGUCUGACAUGCAGGUGUGGUCCGCAGGCCUCACACCCUCCCUGGUCACUGCUGAGGACUCCUCUCUGGAGUGCAGCAAGGCCGAGGACUCUGAUGCCACCGGCCACGAGUGGAAGUUGGAGGGGGCGCUCUCAGAGGAACCGCGGGGCCCGGAGCUGGGCUCUCUGGACCUUGUGGAGGACGACACAGUGGAUUCAGAUGCCACAAAUGGCCUUAUCGAUAUUCUUGACCAGGAGGAAGGUCAGAGGUCAGAAGAGAAGCUGCCAGGUUAUAAGAGGCAGGAGGACUCGACAGGUGCAGGGCAGGAUUCAGAGAAUGAAGUGUCUCUUGUUUCAGGCCAGCAGAGGGUGCAAGCCCGAAUCACAGACUCGCCCCAUGUGAGUCAGGUGCUGGAGAGGAGCCAGGACAGACCACACGACUGGGAAAAAGAAGGCUCCAUAGUCACAUACCUGCAAGAUGCUGCCCAAAGCUCCUGGCAAGAGGAAGUCACGCAAGGCCCACACUCAUUCCAGAGAACCAUCACCACUGUCGGAGGGCUGGAGCCCAGCGGGUCUCAGGAGUAUGAACACAUGCGGAUGGAACAGCCAGAGGCGGGGAGCUCCCAGGCAGACAGGGAACAGAGCCAACAGGGCCACACGGAGUGGUCGCAGGCGGCCGGGAGCAUCUUCUCCCAGGUGAUGCAGGGAAAUGAGCUUCAGAAUAUUCCAGGGGAGCAGGUGACAGAGGAACAAUUCACAGAUGAGCAGGGCAACAUUGUCACCAAGAAGAUCGUUCGCAAAGUUGUCCGGCAGAUAGACUCGUCUGGUGCUGAUGACACCCAGGAGCACCAGGAGGUGAUUGUUGAGGGGCCCCUGGAGGACCCUAGUGAGCUGGAAGCCGAUAUUGAGUACUUUAUAAAACAUGCCAAGGAUCACACCUCAACACCCAACCCCUGAACUCCACACACUCUGCCAUGCACACAGGAGGAGAGCUGGACCGGAGGGCUACAGAAGCGCUGCACAUGUUCCUCUAGGCUCACAGCACGAUCUCUGUAAGGGACUUCCUUUAGUCUCCUAUUCGCAUGAACGACUGACUGACUGUAGACGCAUGACCUACAGUCUUCAAUCCUGCCUCCGUCGACUACGGAUCUCUGUUGGGAAUCAGGGCAAAAGCAGCAAGAGGGGAGAGGAGAGAGAGAGGGGACAGAAAACAAGUACAAGAGAGAGCAUAUGGAUGCAAACGUGAAAAAGGGCUCUUUUGUGGCUGGGGAUGGUUUUUGUUUUUGUUUUUUAAAAAAAUUGUUUUGAUUUUGA